AUGUCCGGCUACUACGGAUGGCCGCCACCAGGUUAUCAUCCAGCUGAUAAUCCUAAUCAGCAAAAUCCCACUCAAAACAGUCCUUAUGGGCAUACUAAUGUUGUACGUCCUCCUCCUCACAUAUCAGGUCUUUUGAAUCCUCAGCCAGUCGCUGGAGCGUAUCAAAUAUAUCGACAGCUACCCCAACAGCAAGCCCAGCCCGAACAACGGCAGCAGCAGCAACAACAAGGACCUCCACCCGCUUAUCAUCCUUAUGGUCAAACAAACGUGUGGACUUCAGUAUCUCCCCAUGACAGACAUCCGUACAUGUACGCUUCUGCCGCUCCUCAGUAUCAAGCUCAACCGGUAGCACGACCGACUGUUCACUGGGAAUGCGAAAGCUGUCCUACGAGAAGGAACGAGAGGGAUGGUUAUGUAUGGUGUUUAAAGUGUGGAGAUUUCAAGAGGACAUGUGUUGUCACUGGUGAAUAA
This is a messenger RNA of Kwoniella shivajii, 471 nucleotides long. RefSeq lists its product as uncharacterized. The record is from RefSeq and is a predicted model, not a curated record. The transcript has a single exon. The coding region runs from base 1 to 471 and encodes 156 amino acids. NCBI's taxonomy places the organism in Eukaryota, Fungi, Basidiomycota, Tremellomycetes, Tremellales, Cryptococcaceae.